Dictyostelium discoideum AX4 is the source of this 4425-nucleotide messenger RNA. RefSeq lists its product as hypothetical. NCBI's taxonomy places the organism in Eukaryota, Evosea, Eumycetozoa, Dictyosteliales, Dictyosteliaceae. The record is from RefSeq and is a predicted model, not a curated record. The coding region runs from base 1 to 4425 and encodes 1474 amino acids. Gene Ontology annotation, cellular component: nucleus. The transcript has a single exon.
AUGAACGAUGUUUUAGAAAGUUAUAAAUUUAUAAAUGGUGAAAGAAUAGAUUAUCAAAUUUUAAAUUCAGAAAUUGUAAAGAGAAGGGUGAUUCAAGAUGGUAUGCCAAUUGUAAUUUCAAAUACCACCAAAGAUUGGAAAACUGAUAUAUUUACACCUCAAUGGAUAAAAGACAAAUAUAGUAAUCUAGAAAUAACAGUUAGAAUAGAUGGUGAUUCUAAAAAUACUGAGCAUUGGACAGUUGGUCAAUAUAUUGAUUAUUUAAAUAAAAUGUCUUCAAAUCAAUCAAAUAAUAAUCCAAAUAAUCCAAAUAAUACGAAUAAUAAUAAUAGUAAUUUUAAUCAAAAUCAACAAGUUUUUAAUCAAUUUAAUAAUCCAAUUAAUAAUAAUAAUAAUUCAAUUAAUAAUAAUAAUAAUAAUAAUAAUAAUAAUAAUCCAAAUAGUUUAAAUAAUAAUCCAAAUAAUAAUAAUAAUUCAAAUAUUUUAAAUAAUUUAAAUAAUCAAAAUACAAUACCAUCAUCAUUUUAUUAUAGAAAAGAUAUACCAUGUCCACCAGAAUGGACAAAAUAUAUUGAAGAAUAUAAUAAAUUAUAUGGAUUUUUAAGGGAAAAAGAUAAUGGUGAUUUAGUAUGUGAUUUACCAGGACAUUUACAACCAAAUUCAACACAUAUUUGUAUUGAUGGUAGUGAUUAUUGGUCACCAGGUCAAAGGGAAGUAGCAGGAUCAAUUGGGUAUAAUUUAAUGGUUUACAAUGGUGGAACAAGUAAAACUUAUUGGUUUUGUACAAAUAGUAAGGAUUUUGAAGAGGCAUCAAAAUUUUGGAAAACUAAAACUGGUGUUCCAGUUGAUAAUGAUUCAAAACAGAUGUUUAUUAGGUUGGAUGAUCUUUCGAAAGCAACAUUUCCAGUUUAUUUUAUGGAGCAGAAACAAGGUGAUUUGGUUAUAAUACCACCGGGUUCGAUUUAUCAAUAUUUUAAUGUCGGUGGUAAGUCUAUGAAAUUGUCAUGGAAUAGAAUGAGUUAUCAAAAUUUAGAGCUCUCCUACAGACAUAUCCUGCCAAUUUAUCGGUCAAUAAAAAAGAAAGAACAUUUUCCUAUUAAAUCAAUUGCAUUUCAUUCAUUAAUUAAUAGAUUAUCAUUAGCUGAUGAAUGUAUUAAAACUCAAUCCAAUCAAAUUUUAUUAAAUCAAGAAGUUUCAAAAGAAAUUUAUACAUUAAUUAAAAUAGUUCAAAAUAUUCAAUGGUGUGAACGUGUUGAUCUUUCAGUUAUGGAAGAGGAAAGAAUUUCAUCCGAAGAGAAACCCGAUCAUUAUAAUGAUAUUCAAUUUAAAAAGAUUUGCAUUCAUUGUAAUGGUUUCAUAUUUAAUAGAGCUUAUCUUUGUAGAGAAUGUCAAAAAGAGAAAUCACCAUCACUAUCUUUGAUUUGUAUUCAUUGUAUCUCUGAAGGUGCUUGUAAACAUAAAAGUCAAAUUCUAAUGGAAUCAAUUCAAUGUUCAACAAUGGAAUCAAUCAUUGAAAAUGCAAAGAAAAUUUUACAAUCACUUUGUUCACUCAUUGAACGUUUAGGUCAUUCGAUUUCACCAGUGAAUUUGGAUGAAUUAAAUCAAAAUCCAAAUGGUCAAUUAAUUAUAAAUAAUAAUCAAGUCUCACCUGGUACGAUAGCUUUCAAUCAAGUUGUAUUGUUUCAAGAGGAUCAAAAAGCAACUUGUCAUCAAUGUAAAUUGGCUAGACCUCGUAAUAAAAUCGCCUAUUGUCAUAAAAAAGUUGAAGAACAUGGUAAAAAAAGAAAAUCACGCAAAAUGAAAUGUCAAAAAAAGUUUUGUAGUCAAUGUCUUUGGAAUCGUUAUCAAGUUCAAUUGGUUGAUUGUUUAUCUCAAAGAAAAUGGGAAUGUUUAUUUUGUUUAAAUAAAUGUAAUUGUUCUGCUUGUAAUAGGAAAAGGUCUUCUGAUAAAGAUUCUAUAAAUAAUCAAAAUAAUAAUAAUAAUACUCCAAAUGAACUUUCUCCUAUUAAUAGUGCUCAAACUACUCCUCAAACUAAAUCACCUUCAAAAAUGUCACCUUAUGUAACUUCUCAAAAUCAUUUAUUAAAUAUUAAUAAUAAUAAUCCAAAUAAUAAUCCAAAUACUAAUAACAAUGGUAGUACCAAUAAUAAUAAUAAUAACCCAAAUAAUAAUAAUAAUAAUAAUAAUAAUAAUAAUAAUAAUAAUAAUAAUAAUAAUAAUAAUAAUAAUAAUAAUAAUAAUAAUAAUAAUAAUAAUAAUAAUAAUAAUAACCCAAAUAAUAAUAAUAAUAAUAAUGGCAGUACCAAUAACAAUAAUAACAAUAAUAACAAUAAUAAUAAUAAUAAUAAUAAUAAUAAUAAUAAUAAUAAUAAUAAUAGCGGUAGUAGCAAUAGUAAUAGCAUUCAUAGACAUCAUCCAUAUUUUCAAUUACAAUCAAAUCAAGAUCCUUUUAUAAAUUAUACACCCCCAACAGUUAAAUCAGAGAAGCCUACUACUAAAUCAAACAAUUCAUCAACCAAUUCGUCAACCAAUUCAUCAAACAACUCUUCAAAUAAAAACAAUAAUAAUAACAAUAAUAGUAAUUUAAGUGUUAACAAUAAUAGCAAUGGUAAUAAUAAUAAUAAUAACAAUAGUACUAAUAGUAGUAGUAAUAAUAACAAUGAUACUAAUAAUAAUACUAAUAAUAAUAAUAAUAAUAAUAAUAAUAAUAAUAAUAAUAAUAAUAAUAAUAAUACUAAUAAUAAAAAUAGCAAUAAUAAUAAUAAUAAUACUAAUAAUAAUAAUACUAUUAAUAAUAAUAAUAAUAUUAAUAAUAAUAAUAAUAAUAAUAAUAAUAAUAAUAAUAAUAAUAAUAAUAAUAAUAAUAAUAAUAAUAACAAUAAUAAUAGUACUAACAACAUUAAUAGUAUUAUGGGUGAUAUUAAUAAUAAUAAUCCAAACAAUAAUAAUAACAAUAAUAACAAUAAUUCACCAAAGAUUAAAAGUGAACCAAAUGAAUCACCAACAUCACAAACAAUAAACACGCAAAAUACAUUAAAUUUACCAAAUCCUACAGUUUCAAACAACCAACAAUUUUAUAAUCACUAUAACCAACAAAUUCAAUCACAAAAUAUGUACCCAAUGGUAUCAUAUGAUCCAAACAUUGGAUAUUAUGAUCCAAGUUACCAUCAAUAUUUUCAACAAAACCCUUAUAACCCACACCAACAACUUGUACAUUUUUCACCAAACACACAAUUUUAUCCAGUUUCCUAUCCACUAUCAAUGAACCCAACAUUUAUGACCUACCAACAACAACAACUACAACAACAACAACAACAACAACAACUACAACAACAACAACUACAUCAACUACAACAACUACAAAUACAACCCCAACAACAACAACAACAACAACAACAACAACAACAACAACAACAACAACAACAACAACAACAACAAACAGCAAUUCUUCACCAACACACUCAAGAAAUAUCUCCUCAACCAUCAUUUGCCUCAUACCAACCUAUUAAUAAUUUUAAUAAUACUAAUAUUUCAAUGCAACCUCAGUCUCAAUAUCACCAACAAAUGCAAUAUCAACAAUCACCAUUACCCCAACAACAUCAAAAUCAAAAUCAACAUCAACAUCAACAUCAACAUCAACAUCAACAUCAGCAAAAUCAAAAUCAAAAUCAAAAUCAAAAUCAAAAUCAAAAUCAAAAUCAACAACAUCAACAACCACAACCACAACCACAACCACAACCACAACCACAACCACAACCACAACCACAACCACAACCACAACCACAACCACCACAACAACAACAGCAACCACAACAACAAGGCCAACAACCACAACAACAACAAAACCAACAACAAAUAAAUAAAAACAAUAAUAACUCAUCGCCUUUACAAUUUAAUAAUAACACAAAUUAUCCAAUAUUUAAUAAUGGUAUAAAUCAUCAACCCAAUUUACCUGUCCAAAUGCAAGAAAUUAACAAACCAAAUUCUAAUUUUAAUACACCAACAGACUUUGUAAGUGGUACUUCCUCAUAUCCAUUUGCUGAUAAUUAUAAUAAUAAUAAUAAUAAUAAUAAUAAUAAUAAUAAUAAUAAUAAUAAUAAUAAUAAUAAUUAUAAUAAUGGUGCCAAAUUACAACAUCAACAAACUAACAUCAAUCAUGAUACUAAUACCACUUUAAUUAAAAUUGAAACAAAAGAAGAGAUUGGAUCAGUAAAUAAUACCAAUAACGACAUGAGCAACAAUUUACAAUUCAACCCAAAUACUUUACCAUCACCACUUUUACCAUCAAUUAAUAAAAAAAAGAAUGGUACUGUUGCUAAUUUUUCACCAAUUUACGGUCCAGGUCAUUUGUUAUAUAAUGUAGAUUAUUUUUCUUUAGAGAAUUCCGAACCCACUUUUGAAAGAUCUUCAAUCAAUUUAGAAUAA